ACAUGGACUCCUUCAGCUCUCUGUCUUUCUUCAAGGCUUUUAUUCUCUUAUUCUUCGUGCUCCAGAUACAGGCUGUUCCAGCCGUCUACGAUAAUGAUGUUGAUGCGGGGGAACUGCGUGAGGAUAUUCCUGACAUAAAUCUUGAAUCAAACAGACCUCUUUUCGAAGGAGACAUUGCAGUUGAUCUAAGAAGAAAUGCAAUUUUGGAUGAGACUGCAAGAUGGAAGUUUCCAAUUCCCUACAUAUUAACAGAUUCUCUUGACUUGAAUGCAAAAGGUGUAAUUCUCCAAGCAAUGGAGAUGUAUCGCCUGAAAUCCUGUGUGGACUUCAAGCCCUACGAGGGAGAGAACACCUACAUCUCCUUUACCAAGCUGGAUGGAUGCUGGUCAUUUGUGGGGGACUUGCACGAGGGACAGAAUGUCUCCAUCGGUGAGAGGUGUGACACCAAGGCUAUCGUAGAGCACGAACUCCUGCACGCUUUGGGGUUUUACCAUGAGCAAUCCAGGACGGAUCGGGAUGACUACGUGAAAAUCUGGUGGGAUCAGAUCAUCGAGGGGAAGGAGCACAACUUUGUCAAGUAUGCAGAUGACUUCAUCACUGAUCUGAACACGCCUUACGACUAUGAGUCAAUCAUGCACUAUAGGCCACUCUCCUUCAACAAGAAUAGCACAGUACCCACCAUCACCACUACCAUCCCAGCAUUCAACGAUGUCAUUGGACAGCGCCUGGACUUCAGUGCCAUCGACCUGCAAAGGCUGAACCGAAUGUACAACUGCACUUCCACACACACCUUGUUGGACCAGUGUGCCUUUGAGCUGAUAAACAUCUGUGGCAUGAUCCAGAAUGAGGAAGAUGAUGCAGAUUGGGUUCAGACCCUGAGCAGCGCUGGAGAGGACGACCACACCCUGGGAGGCCGGUGUCAAGAUGCGGGAUAUUUCAUGCAAUUCAACACAUCAAGAUUGGUUGUGGGCAGCAGUGCCCUGCUGGAGUCCCGCAUUCUGUACCCCAAGAGAAGCCGUCAGUGCCUCCAGUUCUUCUACAAGUUCACAGGAGCUCCUGGUGACCAGCUAGUCAUCUGGACGAAGACGGAUGACGGGACAGGAAACGUCCGGAAAAUGAAGAAAGUGCAUACUAUUAAAGGUGAUGGUGACGAGUCAUGGAAGAUUACUCAUGUGGCACUCAAUGUCAGAGAGAAAUUCCGUUACAUCUUCCAGGGCAUUGUGGGCUCAGCCCAGUUGGCGGGAAGUAUUUUCAUCGACGACAUCUCCCUCAUGGAAACAGCGUGCCCCAGCACCACCUGGAUGAUCCACAACUUUACCCAUCUCCUCCUCACGAGCCCUGUCGGGCAUAGCGUUGUGAGCGAGCGAUUUUACAGCCCAGAGGGAUAUGGCUACGGGGUUCGUCUUUACCCUAAUGGCAGGGACAGUUUGUCAGAGGGCUACCUAGGCCUCUACUUCCACCUUUGCAGUGGUGAAAAUGACGGGGUACUGGAGUGGCCUUCUGCCGACAGACAGGCCACCAUCACAGCAAUGGACCAGGAUCCUGACGUGCGGCUAAGAAUGUCUUCCAGCAGGAGUUUCACCACUAACUCCCAGUGGGAUAGACCAAUGAAAGAGGGGACAUGGGAUGAGUCCUGUCAGUGCUACAGAGGUCAAGACUUUGGGUGGAGCACCUUCAUUUCUCACAAGCAGCUACAAAGAAGAAGCUUCCUGAAGAAUGACGACCUGAUCAUCUUCGUCGACUUCGAAGAUUUGACCCACUUGGUGAUGUCAGAGGUUCCAAUCAUACCAAAGCCCACCAGUGCCAUUAAGCAGCCAGUGUUGGAGUCUGGGGAACAUCAUGGGAGCUCUGUUGAGAUCCCAAAACAUCGCAGGGUUCGAUCUGCUCCAGGUGACCCGUGCUGGCCAAACCCUUGUCUUAACGGAGGGAUAUGUGUCCCAAGACAUGGAAGCGCCUCCUGCAGGUGUCCCUCCAGCCAAACCACUUUCUACACGGGAGAGAAAUGCGAGACUCGGAGGCUUCACGGCGGGAUCGAGGGCGCGCUCAUGGGCGGGGCAGUGGGUGUGCUCGUGCUGACUGUGGUUCUCAUUGCGGCUGCGCGAACAUCGCGCUGA
This is a messenger RNA of Scleropages formosus (Asian bonytongue), 2114 nucleotides long. It is a transcript of the gene mep1a.2, whose product is annotated as meprin A, alpha (PABA peptide hydrolase), tandem duplicate 2. Gene Ontology annotation, molecular function: metalloendopeptidase activity; zinc ion binding; protein binding. The transcript is spliced from 14 exons. Gene Ontology annotation, biological process: proteolysis. Bases 3 to 2114 code for a protein of 703 amino acids. The record is from RefSeq and is a predicted model, not a curated record. Gene Ontology annotation, cellular component: membrane. NCBI's taxonomy places the organism in Eukaryota, Metazoa, Chordata, Actinopteri, Osteoglossiformes, Osteoglossidae.